UUGACAUCGCGGAGCGAGCAGCACUGCAAUAUCCAUUGAUUCGGGACUGGAGAUUGUUCAUCUGCAUUCUCGCAAGACUGGUGCCACCUGUACAUAUUAAUCCAUUUCAACAGUGUAAUAAAAGCAACCAUGUCCAUGGGAAGUGACUUUGGGAAUCCUUUACGGAAAUUCAAACUUGUUUUUUUAGGGGAGCAAAGCGUUGGAAAAACAUCGCUGAUAACAAGGUUCAUGUAUGACAGUUUUGACAACACUUAUCAGGCAACUAUUGGAAUUGACUUUUUAUCAAAAACCAUGUAUCUGGAGGACCGAACUGUGAGGUUACAGCUAUGGGAUACUGCGGGGCAGGAACGCUUUAGGAGUCUUAUCCCGAGCUACAUAAGGGACUCCACAGUGGCUGUGGUUGUGUAUGAUAUCACAAAUGUCAAUUCAUUCCAACUAACCUCCAAAUGGAUUGAUGAUGUCAGAACAGAGAGGGGAAGUGAUGUCAUUAUCAUGCUGGUGGGCAAUAAAACAGACCUAGAGGAAAAGAGGCAAAUCACUAUAGAGGAGGGGGAGCAGAGGGCCAAAGAGUUGAAUGUGAUGUUCAUUGAGACAAGUGCAAAGAAUGGCAGUAACGUUAAACAGUUGUUUCGGCGAGUGGCUGCUGCUUUGCCUGGAAUGGAGAGCUUGGAUGAUAACAACAAAGAAGGCAUGAUCGACAUUAAACUGGACAAACAACCGGAACCUCCGGCCACUGAAAGCGGGUGUUCCUGUUAGUAGAAUGCAGUAUGGACCUCCAUUUACACCACACGCUUGUUCUGUUGCUUCCGAUGAGUCCACGUCCGGUUGAACUCUAUGAUCGGAUUUAGGCUUUUUACAUCUAUCUGAAUUGUUCUAAAACUAUACUCAGUUGCCAGAUAAAAACAUCACACUGUCAGUUCAAUUGCCAAAAAAAUAUCAUAGCUAUUUAAAAAAGUGACUAUCUAACAUAUUCAUAUAAGAGAGGAAAUGGCAUGUGUACCAUCUUGGGACAAAAUUUGAGAAUGGAUUAUCGUUUGUUAUGUUUUGUAUUUUUGUACAUUAUAAAAAGCACUAAAUGAUGCCUUCACAAAAAUUAGUUUAACAGUUAAUAUAAAUGUCAGAAUAACUGCCCUUCUUAAUCAUCUACAGCAUGCAAGUAAGACAACUUUUAGAAUCUGUCACGUCUUUGGUCCAUACACAUCAAUAGUGAAAAAAACGUGAACUCAGAAUAAAAAAAAUAAAAAAAAUGAUAAAACAGAAAGAUCCUGUGAAAAGUCUUAGUGUGGGUUUGUGGAAACAUCCUACAUGCUAAUCCAGUACCAUGCCUCACUAAGAGGUGUGUGCACUAUCUGGCAUACCUUUAAAGUGCCGUGGCACUGUUGCAAAGAACCAGUGGAAGUUUUUGCUCGCUUCAUGUAUACACUUUAGAUCCGCUAGGUGGUACUGUAUUGUAUAUAGUAUUUAUAUUAUUGUGAACAUCCAUCCAUUAGACGUGAUUUAUGUUCACCUGUACAAAUGUUGUUUUGUUUUUUUGUUUUUAAUAUGACAAGGGCUUCACUUUUAAUUUCUCUCCUGUAGCCAUACACUGGUAGUCAAAUAGUACAUAUGAUUUGGGCUUUUUGCUCUUGCCUUAUACAGUUUUACUGAUCCACUAGGAUCAUUAGAUUUUAAGAUGAACUUUUAUGAAGGCCUACUAAUACUCAUGUUACUCUGCAUAAAAAUGAACAAGGAUAUUUUUCAUGAAUAUGCAGGUUGUUUUUAUUUGAGUUCUUUUGCAGCCAACUAGAACAAAAUGUAUUGGUUGAGUAGUGGAACGUAGAUUUGAGGUGAGCCUUAGGAAACAAUGAUUUUCAUUUCAAAUGUAUGCACUUUGUUCUGAGGUUCUGACAAGGAAAUGUGUGGGUUUGAUUGCAAAUGAUUGUCAUAUCCCAAAUACCUGUGUAGUAAAGCUCUCUUACUCUCCGGCACAUGUCGAAUGAAUGUUUAGAUAGAAAUUCGAAAAUUUUGUCUCACCAGAAUCUUACAACAUGUAUCUAGCUAAUGUCUUCAGCUCCAAAGUGAAGAUAUUUUUUAAAAAGCGCUGAGAGAGAAUGUACCACAAAGUUGUGCCUGUUGUCAACUCACAACAUUCAGAUUAUUGUGACAGUACGUUAAAGGAUUGUGAGUUGUUUGCGAGUCUGUAUAAAAUAGUAUGUUUCUUUAAUCUUUAACGUUAUUUGUUUUGUUUUAUAGAUUAAAUUGUUUACAUAAAUGCACUGAUUAACACCACUCACUGUAUAUAGAUUGUAGAAUUAAUUUAGGAUAUAGUAGGCAAAUAUAAUGUAUUUAAUUUUAGUCAGAUUUCUUCUGGUGCCAAUAAUUCUAUUAAUUCGAACAUAAAUGGCAAUUUUUUUGUUGGACAUGAGGAAUUACUGUGAUUAAAUUGUUGGUACUUAGAGUUGACUUUAUUUUUUCUUUGAUGUAUGCAGAGGAUAAUUGAAGGGGCCAGGUUGAGGAGGAUGAUUGUGCAUUGACAUGGCACAGAGUGUCAUCUUUUACAUUUCACAAAUCACAUUUCUCAAACCUCUGUUUCCUCUUUGCUGUUUUGUCAUCUUUCACUUUGUACACUAGUUGUGCCUUCUGUUAUUGCGACAUCGUAGUGCAAACUUUCAUUGUAUGGCUACCUGAAUACACAUGUGAUAGACUGAUGGCAACUGAUGGAUUUAUGAUGUUCUGUGAUUAAACAAUUCCUUUAGUGAAAUCUUGUAUUAAUUUCACACCAUCUAGCCAAUUCACAGUGGUUGAGAACAAUUGCAGAACAGUCAUGUAAAUGGGAAGACUGUAUGUAAGAACUGGACAUUGCUGUUGAAAGUGCAUGAGGGGAUUUAAUCUGUCAAAAAUCGUUGCCAUAGGGUUGUGUAGAGUGUUGUUGUUGGCUCAUUAUUCACUCUGUAAGGACAUUUAUGAGCAUGACAUCUGUCUGAAAAAAGAAAUCAAUAAAAUCCAUGUCUUA
Messenger RNA from Xyrauchen texanus (razorback sucker), 2992 nucleotides. Its product is annotated as ras-related protein Rab-6B-like. Gene Ontology annotation, molecular function: GTPase activity; GTP binding. The transcript is spliced from 8 exons. The record is from RefSeq and is a predicted model, not a curated record. Lineage: Eukaryota; Metazoa; Chordata; Actinopteri; Cypriniformes; Catostomidae. The coding region runs from base 130 to 756 and encodes 208 amino acids.